Synchiropus splendidus (mandarinfish) is the source of this 1550-nucleotide messenger RNA. It is a transcript of the gene eif2b1, whose product is annotated as eukaryotic translation initiation factor 2B, subunit 1 alpha. Gene Ontology annotation, biological process: translational initiation. Gene Ontology annotation, cellular component: eukaryotic translation initiation factor 2B complex. The transcript has 8 exons. The record is from RefSeq and is a predicted model, not a curated record. Gene Ontology annotation, molecular function: guanyl-nucleotide exchange factor activity; translation initiation factor activity. NCBI's taxonomy places the organism in Eukaryota, Metazoa, Chordata, Actinopteri, Syngnathiformes, Callionymidae. Bases 536 to 1498 code for a protein of 320 amino acids.
CAGUUUUUCGGCCAGCAGGGCCACCUUGGACUGGACCCGGUUCGUCUUGGGCCGAGCCUGCAACCUAACGGGCCGUCGAGCUUUCGACCGAUCCACACUCAAAACAAACUGAUUGUUGCGAGGUUGAAAACCCAAGUAUUUCACAUCAAGCACGUGACCAAAUCAUUUUCUUAAUAAUGCAGCCUGACAGGUCUCCGGUUCUGUUUCCAUCACCAGGGAAGAAUAGAUGAAGGUCGCGUUUUUUACACCGUAAAUGUGCCUGUGGAAUGGCUACUCAAUGAAAUCACACCAUCGAAAUGGUGAGGAUGAACUUCAUUUUUAAAUAGUGAAGAGAACUGUCACUGACGAGUUUCCGGAGCGACCACAUACGUCACAUUUAUGCGCAGACGUCAACACGCAGCAUUUGCUAAGCUAACACGCUAAUCGAGCAAAUCGUACUGGAAAUCAAAGCUUGGCUGACGAUUUAGGUCGUGGUUUCUCUGGAGGAUAGAUCUGUCGUUAAUGCACGUUCGUCUGGGGAGCCAACUAAAACAAGAUGGACGAAGAAGAGCUGGUGGAGUACUUCCGGGCCCAAACUCGGGGCGACCCAGACACAGCAUCUGCGGUGGCAGCCAUUAGAACUCUGCUGGAGUUUCUAAAGAGAGACAAGGGUGAGACCAUCUUGGGUCUGAGAGAGAGCCUGACCUGGGCCACAGACCAACUGACCAGGGUGGACUCGUCUGUCGCCGUCUCAUCUGGUGGAGAACUUUUCUUAAGGUUCAUCAGCCUGACGUCACUGGAGCACCAGGUCUGUCUGACUCACUCACUCACGACGCCACAGCUGACACGCAUUUGUGUGCAGGACUUAUCUCGCUGUAAGAAAGUGAUGGAAGAACGAGGAGAGCUGUUUCUGGAGAAGAUUUCCAUGUCAAGAAGUAAAGUGGCCAAACUGUGUCACACGUUCAUUAAGGACGGAGCGAAAAUCCUAACACACUCAUACUCGCGUGUGGUUCUGCGGGUUCUGGAGAAGGCGGUGGCAGAGAAGAAGCGCUUCUCUGUCUACGUCACAGAGUCACAGCCAGAUGGUGCCGGGAGAGAGAUGGCUGCUGCCCUCAAGAAGCUCCAUGUUCCCACCACGCUGGUCUUGGAUGCAGCUGUGGGGUACGUCCUAGAGAAGGUGGACCUGGUCAUCGUGGGAGCAGAGGGAGUCGUGGAGAGUGGAGGCAUCAUCAACAAGAUUGGGACGUACCAGACAGCCGUUUGCUCGAAAGCGCACAAUAAGCCUUUCUACGUCGUCGCAGAGAGUUUCAAGUUUGUGCGUCUGUACCCACUGAACCAGCAGGACGUCCCCGACAAGUUCAAGUAUAAAGCUGACACCCUGCAGAGCGGGCACAACCUGGCUGAGGAACACCCCAUCAUCGACUACACGCCGCCGUCACUCAUCACACUGCUCUUCACUGACCUUGGUGUCCUCACACCCUCUGCUGUGAGCGACGAGCUCAUCAAGCUCUACCUCUGACCCGCUAAUAAAGUUCUGACCCAGAGUCUCCGUCUGGUUUGGCCUGAGCUGC